UUUAUGCCACUUCUUUUUCUGUCUCAUUUUGUCCACCCAACUGUUAACGUUGUGCGUGAAUACACAAAGGGCACUUACAUUUACUUUGACUAUGCGAAAUGGGGCCAGAGGAAGAAGGAGGGCUUCACCUUCGAGUACAGGUACCUGGAAGAGACAAAACAAAAAGUACUGCUGUCCACAUUCCCAGACCGAAGUCCAAAAGUGUGGCUAGAGAUUGUGAUGUGUAGUAGAAAAGGUGUGGCGUCUCACACCCCAGCGGAACGCCCUGUGGGCUCACCCGCCGACGCCAUCCCCCACUUUCUCUGCUCGCAGGUGUGCCCCGUUUCACCUUUUCUUUUCCCUUUCCUUCAACAACAAAUCUUCUCCGGAGCCCGGGAAGUCUCGGUCUUGUAUUUCCUGUCACCUGCUGCUCCACAACGGGGACGUUUCUCUCCAGACCCUGUGAUGCCUGUUGAACAUAGCCAGCGCUUAUCAAAGUUUGAUAUUUGUCGGAGGGUGAGCGCAGGGCCUCUCCCUGUGCCAGGGACAGCGUCCGUAUUGGACUUGGAUUCAAUUGCUAUGCAAUUGAACUGGUCUCUGACUCCCUCUCUUGACCCUGAUGAUGUUUGGGAGACACACAUUGUUACCCGGGACUCUGCACCUGCUCAACUUGUGGAGAAACGCUCGCCUUUUGGAAGCUCUUUGUGGCGUUUGGUGAGGUCGGCGUGUUCUGUGGUGGUGACUGAAGAGAGGGGAGUAGGAAUGGUCAACACAUCUAGAAACUUCUCCGCUUGUCUGCUCACAGAUCCACCAUGCAGAUGUCCAGUAGCACAGUCUUUGAAGGAUCAUAGGUAUGGGCAGGGCCACGCCUUCACUUUUCUAAGCCCCGCCUUCAAAUCUAAAGUCAAUCUUUUGAGCUACGCCUACAAAUCUUGUCUCAAUCUUCUAGGCCCCGCCUUCACUUUUCUAAGCCCCGCCUUCAAAUCUAAAGUCAAUCUUUUGAGCUACGCCUACAAAUCUUGUCUCAAUCUUCUAGGCCCCGCCUUCAAAUUUAAAGUCAAUCUUCUGGGCCACGCCUUCAAAUCUAAAGUCAGUGUUUUGAGCCACGCCUCCAAAUCUAAAAGCAAUCUUCUAGGCCCCGCCUCCAAAUGUCAUCUUAAUCUUCCAGGCCCCGCCUUCAGUCUUCUAGGCCCCGCCUUCAAAGGGCUGCAUGAACAUGACAUGCAGUGGCAUGAAAGCAGAGAAUAA
Molecule: messenger RNA, 1227 nt
Organism: Entelurus aequoreus (snake pipefish)
Lineage: Eukaryota; Metazoa; Chordata; Actinopteri; Syngnathiformes; Syngnathidae
Exons: 3
Coding region: 4-1227 (407 amino acids)
Biological process (GO): regulation of DNA-templated transcription
Source: RefSeq, a predicted model, not a curated record